AUGUCCACUAACAUUGUCCUCCCCACCUUGACCGCCUUCACUUCUUCCCAUCUCACGGCCAUUCUAACGGCCAAGACCCAAGCAAAUUUCACCACAGCAUUUGAUGCGCUUUUCGCGCACAAGUUAAAUGUUUUUUACAAUGGAAAACAAGUUUCCAGGGAGGAGUUUAAGGCACAGUUGCUCAGUCAGAGCAGCGCUGCUCCUGAAGAGCGAGCUGCGAACGUCACCGUCCAAGGUCAACUAGAAGUCCCCGGCGACAAGGGCCAAAUUUCGGGCCUCGUCGGUCUUUUCUACACUUCGCUCGUUGACUCAAAGUUCUUGAUCAUGGGAGCUCCCGCGGAGAGCAAAGUGACCUCAUCAUUCAAUGCUAUCAUUCAGGCCACAGAGUCUCAACCCCAGUCUAAUGUCCACGUUCACGGAUAUUUCGACCCCCGUCGCAUAGUGACCGUGAACCAGAUUGCCACCGACCAAGCUCUGCAUGUCACCAUCCCUGCCGCUUCCGUCAAUUCAAGCUCACCUGGUGUCACUACUACUGAGAAUGUCUCAUCGGGCCCUGGCCCUAGGAAACUUCCGCCGGGGCCCUUUGGUGGACAUUGGGGUCCUGGUCCAGUACACUUGAACCCUAUAGAGUCGAACGCACGCCCAGAGACUUUCCCAGGCGAUGGGGAGUUUGGCGUUGGUCCCGUCGUGAUCCCUGGAGAAACUAUCGGUAAAGGUACUCAUACUAAGGCAUAG
Molecule: messenger RNA, 735 nt
Organism: Suillus paluster
Lineage: Eukaryota; Fungi; Basidiomycota; Agaricomycetes; Boletales; Suillaceae
Exons: 3
Coding region: 1-735 (244 amino acids)
Source: RefSeq, a predicted model, not a curated record